Messenger RNA from Naegleria fowleri, 333 nucleotides. RefSeq lists its product as uncharacterized. The record is from RefSeq and is a predicted model, not a curated record. Gene Ontology annotation, molecular function: copper ion binding; copper chaperone activity. Gene Ontology annotation, cellular component: mitochondrial intermembrane space. The transcript has a single exon. The coding region runs from base 1 to 333 and encodes 110 amino acids. Lineage: Eukaryota; Heterolobosea; Eutetramitea; Acrasida; Naegleriidae.
AUGUCCUGUGAAACUAUCAAAACUCUUCUUGCUGAAUGCAAACAAAACAAUUCUGAUGAUGUCAGCAAAUGUAAAUGGGCUGAAAAGGCUCUUCAAUUAUGCACCCAACAGACAACGAUGGAAAAAGAAUUAUCUUUGAUUGAAAAAAGUCUUUCAGACGCACCCAGAAUUCCAGCAAAGAAAAUUUGUUGCUCAUGUCCCGAUAUUAAAAAGAUUAGAGACAGUUGUCUCAUCACGAACGGAGAAGAUAAUGCCGAAUGCAAAUAUUUAAUUAAUGCGUACAGAUUAUGUUUACGAGAUGUCGGAUUUAGUCGAGAACAAGCAAACUUGUAA